Calliphora vicina (urban bluebottle blowfly) is the source of this 2276-nucleotide messenger RNA. RefSeq lists its product as uncharacterized. Gene Ontology annotation, molecular function: DNA binding. The record is from RefSeq and is a predicted model, not a curated record. NCBI's taxonomy places the organism in Eukaryota, Metazoa, Arthropoda, Insecta, Diptera, Calliphoridae. The transcript has 5 exons. Gene Ontology annotation, cellular component: nucleus. Gene Ontology annotation, biological process: regulation of transcription by RNA polymerase II. Bases 181 to 2091 code for a protein of 636 amino acids.
UUCGUUGAAUAUACAACUACUCGUGGUAUUGGAAAAAUAAAUUGGUAUUUUUUUGGUUUGUGAGCUGAUUACUCAACUAUAAGUUUCUUUUGGUGAAAAAUAAAAUAUCCAAUGCUAAAUACCGAUUAUUUGCAAAAAUCAAAUCAAAACAAUCCGUUGUCCCAUAAUAACAACAAAUAAAUGGAAGAAUAUCAAAUUCAGGACAACGAGGAAACAUUGAUUGAAACUGAUUACGAAGUAAGUGAAAUAUUUGAGGGCAGCGCUGAUUCGAAUGACAUUGAAGUGGUCGAUUUUGAGACAUUUCAACAGCAACAACCGGAAGAUAAUUUAACUAGAAGCAAUUCAAAGGAUUGUUCAUCAGCAAACAAACGUAAAUAUAGUUUCGUGUGGCAAUAUUUUGAACCCGUUGAGGGUACAAAUCAGUUCCAGUGCCUGUUGUGCCAAUCCUGUGUUGGCUGCCAAACUAGCAAUUUAGCUAGACAUUUAUCUUCUACACAUGAUAUCACCAAGCAAAGAGAUAAGCGUUUAGACAACUUAGUGCGAAUACGUCCAAGUCGUAGUUUUAUUUGGAAAUAUUGUACCAAGGAGGAUUCCAAACACGCUCGCUGUCAUCUGUGCAACAAAGUUUUAUACUUCGGAGGUGGUAAUACAGCAAAUAUUACAAAACAUUUAAGGCGUCUGCAUUCCGAUUUAAUUAAAGAGAAUAAGAAUCCACAAAAUUCGUUAAAAAUGGAUGAUGAAACUAUGCAAGCUACAGCAUCUCUGUCAAACACAACAACAUAUGACGAUGAUCACAUCGAAGGCCGGUCCAGUGCCGACAUAACAUCGGCCGAACGUAAAGAGCGUCGCGGAGCCAGUUAUGUUUGGAGUUAUGUGGAAAAACUCUCACGCCAUACAAUACGCUGUAAACUCUGUACCAAAGUAAUGUCCUUCCAUGGCACCGCCAAUGUUAUAACCCAUUUACAGCGACGUCAUAAUGUACUGGGCGAACCAGGAUCUCAGAUAAACCAAAUGAUCAAUGCGAAACCAGAAUCGUUGAGUGAGCUAGAAAACCACGAUGAUUAUGAACACACAGAAUAUGGAGGAAAAAAAUUUGGCCGAAAAUCACUGAGUACUGCCAGUGUAGUGUGGAAGUUUUGUACACGUAUUAGUUCGGAUCAAGUGAGGUGUUGUUUUUGUAAGAAAAAUCUUUCGUACCAGGGAACUUCGAAUUUACAACGUCACUUGCAUCGUAUGCAUGGUGUCAUAACACACGGACGUCUUAGCAAGGCUACUGAAGAAUUUGUUGCGAUAAAGGAGGAUAAUUUUAAGGUGCCAGCGAAUAUUGACUUCAUAUGGCAAUUCUGUUCGCAAUUGGAAGACGAUCAACGCACUAAGUGUAAUAUGUGCGAUGCCCUGUUUGAGACAAAGGACACCGAGACAAUAGUUAAACAUUUGGCCAUGGUGCAUUCAGUUGAAACUAAUCAAAGUUCUCAUGGAGACCAUAAACCAAUUAUAAUGAGAACUAAAAAACGCCAUAGACAUGUUGAUUUUGAUACCGACGAUGAUGACGAUUUUGAUGGGAAAUGGAGUAAAAUUGUUGAUGCUGACGACCAGCAAAUACCUACCGAAUUUGAUGAGUCAAAUAUUAAAAAGGAUGAUUCUUUGUACGAUGAUAUUAUAGAGGAAGACCCCAAUAAUUAUGACGAGGAACCCUUUGAUCCGAGUUUAAUGCAGGACUUGCCGCAAGCUAAUCCUUUGUCACCACACUCCUCACGUGCAGACUCUCCUCAACAUCAACAAUCAGCUAUACAGUACCCAAAUCAACAACAACAGCAGUCGCUGCAACCUACCAAUCUGCUACCACCUUUGGAUGCAAAAGUUCUCCUUAAACUUCAGGAAGAUCGUUUGCGUAUGGAAACGGACUAUUUUCGGGAAAAAGCUGGCUACUAUCGUAUGCAAAAGUACUUGACUGCCUUACAAGCUAAAAAAGUACGCAUUGAAUUAGAAAGAAUAAAUCGUGGUGAAGCGACAAUCGUAGCAACAGCCGAUUUAAAUGGUGCCUAUGCAGUCGAAGUUAUACCAGAACAUCAUAUAACAACACAACAAUAGGGCGACAUUUUUGAAUUAAUAUAGUUUUAUACAUUUUGAUCUUUAAUUAAAAAUUUCAAUUAAAUUUAUUACUUAAUUUAUUAGCUCUAUCUAGGUAUAUACAUACAUAUAUAAAAAAGUUUGUAAUAUAAUGUCGGGCACACUUACGUUAAUAAUAAAUUAUUAUAAUAUAGGUACAUAAGAAA